AGAAAUCCGGCUUCGUAUAUCCUUUAGCUAAAUCGUCACGAUGUCGGAUUCAUCAUCUUCCGAGUCACCAGUUUCGGAGAAAACAAAGGUGAAGUAUCUGCCAAUCGCUGCUAAGCAGAUUGUUAUGCCGGGUGCAAUCGUUAAAGGCCGUCGCCAGCCACCAUGGUAUAGUGUUCGCAUUCUCGAAGAGGAGAGACCCGAUUUAGCGGAUGUCAACGGCAAGAUCAACCUUGAGAAGCACGAAGCCACUCUGAUGGAUAUGUUUAUUAGAAAAAAGAGCGACCUACAAACCGGCGAUCUUAUUGUCACAGAUGAUAACUUGGAUGAGGAAGAUAGAAAAUUUAAUCGUUACGAAGUGCAGCUGAAGUACAAUGAAGGACGGUACACGGCUCUUUAUUUAAUAUCGCGGCAAAUUUGUGCCAACAACGAAACUGUUGAAAAGAAUACUUUAUUCGCAAUGAAAACUAGCAUAAGACCGUAUAGUGUAAACAUCGUAUUGAGGAUGAAGCGUGAAUUACGCAUAUUAAAUGAGUUGAAAAAGAACAAGUGUCCAUAUUCACCUGUGGUUCUAGAUAGCGGACGCGUUGCUGAUUUGCCCUUUAUAGUCAUGAAUCUUUUGGAUCGCAACCUUGAAAAGCUUCGGGAGCAAGUGGUCAACUUCAAACCAACAACUGCAUAUUAUAUUGCUCAUGAGGCGAUUUCAGCCAUAGCGUUCCUGCAUUCUUGCAAGUAUGUUCAUCGUGACAUAAAGCUCACAAAUUUUUGUAUUGGAGCGGGUCCACUGGCAACCCGUAUAUUUUUGAUUGACUAUGGUGAUACAGUGAAACCUGGGAAAAAGAUAAGAUAUGGGACGCCCGAUGCCUACACUUUACCGUUUUGGAGCUUGGACGCGCAUAAACGUUUGGCUGCCCGGCAGAAGGGCGAUGCCGAGUCGUGGUUCUACAUGUUAAUUGAACUGUUGCUACCGGACUCUUUGCCCUGGGGUCGUCUUCACAACAUUAGAGAAGUUGAAGCAGCAAAGACUAAGUUAUGGGAAGGUGGACGUCGUAUAAGCAGAUCUCCAUACAUUUUGCUAAUUUUCGAUCUAAUACAACAAUCUAUAAAUGACUUCGACCACCAUAGAGCAAGAAGGAUCGUUCGCGAAGCCAUAGAAAAUUACCUCACUGGACCGCUUAUAUUGGAAUGGGCAGCGAAUCUUCGUGUCAACAUGCCUCCUCUGAAGGGGAAGAGGCUUGUCAGCCCAAAUACUCACAAGCGGAUGUUGAGAAAGCAACUUAGAGGCACUUCACCUCUCAUCUCCAAUCAGCAAGAAGCUGUAAGUAAUAUCGCUGGAGAAGUGAGGGAAGAAACACGCAAACGCGAAAGUAGACCUAGAAAUGUGACGGCGGCACCUUACGAUAGCGGAAAAAGCAAAAAGAUAGCUGCACAACAACGACAGAGAACUCCAUCCCCACAGCAGCAACGAGGUCGAACACCAAAAAAAGGAAAAAAAGUUGGAAAUGGAUAG
This is a messenger RNA of Cylicocyclus nassatus, 1507 nucleotides long. The record is from the annotation of a GenBank genome assembly. NCBI's taxonomy places the organism in Eukaryota, Metazoa, Nematoda, Chromadorea, Rhabditida, Strongylidae.